Messenger RNA from Quercus lobata, 2709 nucleotides. RefSeq lists its product as uncharacterized. The transcript is spliced from 7 exons. Lineage: Eukaryota; Viridiplantae; Streptophyta; Magnoliopsida; Fagales; Fagaceae. The record is from RefSeq and is a predicted model, not a curated record. Bases 392 to 1765 code for a protein of 457 amino acids.
UGGGCUAUAGUAGUGUUUGCUAUAAUGGAGUUUUAUUGUACCGUGAGUGGGUUGAUUUUAAAUGGAGAUAGUGGGAUAGGUGGUCAAGAUCACUCUCUCUACGGAUUCCUUCUUAUCUCUCUUUCUCUCUUUUUCUCUCUUUCUCUGUGUCUGAGCAAAAACUAAAAAACCCUCUGGUUUUUUAUGAGUAUAUCAACAGGUACUACUACCCAUAAUUUAUGAGUAUAUCAAGGGAUUGGGUUACUAUAUGAAGAUAUUCAAUCAAAGCAGCAAGGCUCCAUAUCAAGUGCGUACUUGGUAAAAUUUUGAAGAUACGAUAGUGCAAAUGAUGAUGAGUUGUAAUCACUAAGUAGGGUCGGCUUUUGCAUUUGACAACACUGUACUAACCAAAAUGGUAGAGAGUGGCAUGUAUGCAAUGAGACCAGAAAUUGAAAUUUCGGGCUUUUCAUCAUCCCACCAAACUGAAGAAGAGCAGCUUGAUUUCCUCGAAAUUAAUCUACCUAAUUAUGAUCCUGGAUUGCCAGUUUGUCCCUUCUGCUCACUGCCUGUCUUUCCUAGCACUCUUGCGGAGCUAAACGAUUUCAAGGAAGAGAUCCCUGCCAUAUUUUUAAAAUACGAGUUGCCUCCACGCAAUUCAUCUGAGACAGAUGAAGAAUGGAGUUUCUUAGAUUUCUUGGAGAAAAUUCCGCCUGCCAAAGUUACAUGGGAAUUCGAUAAUAUGAAUAAAGUACUCCACUUUGGGCAAUAUUUUCGAAAAAUAUUUAUGGGUAUUGCGGACAUUCUGUACUCAUAUCAUAAGAGUAAUUUAUUUUCCGGUGAUGUCAUUGGUCGAAUGAGGAUUCAUAAUGACCUACGCAUUACCCACCCCUAUACACCCGCCAACACCAGUCAUAACGAUUAUUUAGAUGGGAGAUCAAGAAAAAUGAAAAAAGAUUUAGAUGGGAGAAAAGUAGAUAUCAUUCACUUCCGGUGGCUUGUUGCAAAGGUUGUGAGAAAAUUCUGUGGAGAAGAUUAUGAAUCGCACUUAUCUAAGUAUUUCAAGCUUUGUUUUUCGGAAUUAUUUCUUCACUCGGAUGGGUUGGAACGCUACUACAUGUUUCAAUAUUAUCAUCCUGUGUUCUACAAUGAUGGGGAUAAAUACAAGUUGGUCCAUGUGUUGGCUGAUCUUCGAAAACGAGACGUACGGUACUUUACACAAUAUUUUGGGCUUCAUGAUCCUGAGUACGGCUAUCAUUGUUGGUGGUCAUCACUUGCAAAAGAAAAUCACGAAUCAAUGCUUGGUGGUGUAUAUUUAUACAAAGAUAAUAAGAUUGCCGCGUAUGACAAUAAUUCAAACAGUCUACCGAUUUUUCUCCGGAACUGUCACGAGCACUUUACAGAGGGUACUGAGACGAAAAACAAGAAGAAUGUAAAACUCAACAGACAGAUUGAAGAGGAGAACAAAAAGGUGCGAAAAAAAAUGAGUUACUGUGGUCAACAACGCAAGUUAGAGCUAGAGCUUGAGUUGACUACACCAAAACAAAAUAUUCUACCGGAUCAAUUGCCGUUCCACUGUGAACUUGAACCCAAGAUAACCGAAAGGUUUCCAGGUAUCUACGCAUGUAUGAUUGACUCGUGCAUUCGAGGAUUUAAUGAUAAUGGGGAAAGGCGUUUUGGUUGCACGUUAGCCCAAUUGCUGUUUGAUAAGAGCCCAUUUGGUUGUCAGCAGCAACAACAGGUGGGGUAUAUCGGUGCCGCUACUUCGCAGACUGAGAUCGCUCCUUAAAGAGAGAAAUGUAGGGAGAAAGGUGAUUUUUUCUGCAUAUCAUAAUGUGUGAUGAUGAAACUUGCAAAUUCACCAUGCUCAGGAACAGUUGGCACGCCUGAAGUUGCUCUAGCCAAUAACUAAAAAAGAUAAGUUAGAAUAGAAUUUGCAUUUUGCUAAAUAAUGCAAUACUCACUAUUUAUCCUACAAAGAGUUGUGUAUAAAUACAAAUUAUAAUGCUCAUCUUAGUUACUGCACAAUGUUUUAGAAGCCGUGAGUAUGGGACUAAGCUAUGGGCUGGUGCAAAUGAGAUGUGUAGAAGCUCCCAAAUUUUGCAGGGAUGCUGGAUUCCAAAAACUAGUGCUGUAAUGCUCCAAUAGGGAAUCGUAUAUUCCUCAUGUGAAUCUAAGUUAGCAUUUGUUAUUGCAGAAAUUCAACUGCUGUCGAUGGCUUUUAAUGGUUGAUAACAUUCUAAUUCUCUAAUGCAACUAGUUGUGUUUGAUUGUGUGAGCUACUUAAUAUUGGUUUUUUGGUAUUAUGAAUCAUUACUUAAUAAUUAGAACGGCUGUUGUGAAGAUUAAUACACCAUUUUUAUUCUAUUCUAAAUGCUAAUAUGAUGUUUUAAAUGUUUGUAGUGGAGAACGUCAUGCUACCAUUGAUAUAUCGAUAUAAUCUCCAUUCAAAAAUCGGGAAGCCGGGGAAGUUCACAAGACAAGCCAAAAUUAUUAUUACAUGAGACUUACCUACAUUUGUUCUCUUUGUAAUAAUUUUGACUUGGGGCCAAUUGAAAGUUAUGUAGUACUAAUUUUAAAUACUUAAACUCUGAAAGGUAGUUUUAACAGUCUUGUAAUGAAUUAGGACCUAAUUCUAAUUCAAUUUCUUGAAGGCAUUUGGUGGAACUUUUUGAUUAUUUUUGAAAUGAUCUUUGGAAAAUUUGUAAACAAAAUUGCUAUUUAGCUGCACCA